Musa acuminata AAA Group (dessert banana) is the source of this 1159-nucleotide messenger RNA. Its product is annotated as mitochondrial pyruvate carrier 1-like. The transcript is spliced from 5 exons. Gene Ontology annotation, biological process: pyruvate import into mitochondria. Gene Ontology annotation, cellular component: mitochondrial inner membrane. The record is from RefSeq and is a predicted model, not a curated record. Lineage: Eukaryota; Viridiplantae; Streptophyta; Magnoliopsida; Zingiberales; Musaceae. Bases 179 to 499 code for a protein of 106 amino acids.
CUCGUGCUCAACACGUGUUAUCUAUCGGUCCGCGUCCGACCCUCGGGAUUCACCGACCUCUUCCUCCAGCGGCGUCGGGCUCUCUUCGCCAACUUCAGCGCGCCGCCGUCGGGAGCUACGUCUGCUCACCUUCUGUCGUCGCCGGCUUUCUCCGAGGUAGAAGAGAUUGGUGCUUCUGAUGGCAGCCCUUAAAACUUUUUGGAACAGCCCUAUGGGUCCAAAAACAACUCAUUUUUGGGGACCAGUUGCCAAUUGGGGCUUCGUUAUUGCUGGUUUGGUAGACAUGCAGAAACCCCCAGAGAUGAUAUCUAGGAAUAUGACUUCAGCCAUGUGUGUCUACUCAGCACUUUUCAUGAGAUUUGCGUGGAUGGUAAAACCACGUAACUACUUGCUUCUUGCAUGCCAUGCCUCUAAUGAAUCAGUUCAGCUCUAUCAAUUAUCUCGUUGGGCAAAGGCACAAGGGUACCUUGAGAAGAAAGAGCCUGAAGGUCAGCACUAAGCUGUUACAUGAGCUUCUUCAAAAGAUUUCUCUGAAUAAGAAGGUGAGGUACUUGAUCAGAAAGCAUCUCCUUGCUAUGAUUAAUUUGAUGAGAAUUUCCUGGUAUUUUGUUCAGACAAUGUCUGAAUCUAUUUUGCUUAUUCAAGAUGACUGUGGUGCUCCUUUUUUUUUUUUUUUCCCUGGUCCUUUCUAUCUCAAAUCAUCUAGGUUGGCUGUUUUUGACAUAAAUGGACCUACUCGAAGCUCAAUUGAUCCUAUAGACACCUGAGUUCAAUCUGGUUGUUGAUUCGUUUAGGAUCAGAUAAAGUUCCCCAUGCAGGGAGGGAUAUGGUACCAUUGAUGAGGAAAACUUUUGCUGCUUGGGAAUGUAAAACUAGUUGGAAAUAUGACUAGUUUUUUUUAUGAAGUAUUGUGAUUAUGUUAACAAAGAUAUGACUGUCACCUUCUUGGGCAGCCUUUGUGAGUUUGCUAAAAUUAGCAAACUCAAUCCACAAGUCUAGGGUAAAUGGGAGAUUUUGGAUAGCAUCAGUGUGUAUAGAUGCAAUCUUAUGUUAAUUAUAUAGAUGUGCUUAGUUGAUGCCUAAAAAAUUGCAUCAGUGUGUAUCAGUUCCAUUUACGAAAAAUUAAGGAUUCAUAAUCUCAUUCGAUAUAUUUUUUUCA